This is a messenger RNA of Chelmon rostratus (copperband butterflyfish), 2355 nucleotides long. RefSeq names its product secretory carrier membrane protein 4 (gene scamp4). Gene Ontology annotation, biological process: protein transport. Lineage: Eukaryota; Metazoa; Chordata; Actinopteri; Chaetodontiformes; Chaetodontidae. The record is from RefSeq and is a predicted model, not a curated record. Gene Ontology annotation, cellular component: trans-Golgi network membrane; recycling endosome membrane. The coding region runs from base 120 to 821 and encodes 233 amino acids. The transcript has 7 exons.
AGCCGCAGUACGUUCGAUGGGGUCGAAAAAGCGCAUCCUGAAUGAUUCCCGGACCCCUGCGUUUGUCGACGGAAACGUGAGGAGAUAAACGUUAUUCCGGACAGAGUUGGGAUUUCAAAAUGGGAGAUCGUGUGAAUAACUUUCCUCCCCUGCCUCAGUUCUUGAAAAUAAAGCCAUGUUUUUACCAGAACAUCGAGGAGGAAAUCCCUGCACCCCAUCAGCAGUUGGUGCGCAGAGUCUACACGCUUUGGAUGAUGUAUUCAGGCACGCUGUGCAUAAAUGUGAUCUCAUGUAUUGCUUGGUGGGCUGGAGGUGGAAAUGCCACCAACUUUGGCUUCUCUCUGCUCUGGCUCAUCCUCUUCAGCCCUUGCAGUUACACCUGCUGGUUCAGACCACUCUACAAAGCCUUCAGGGCUGACAGUUCGUUCAACUUCAUGGCCUUCUUCUUCAUCUUCUUCCUCCAGUGUGUCUUGGCCCUCAUCCAGACUAUAGGCAUCUCUGGCUGGGGAACAUGCGGCUGGAUUGCAACAGUGAUGUUUUUCAGCCAAAAUGUGGGCUCCGCUAUAGUGAUGCUUAUCACAGCUCUGCUCUUCACUCUGGUGACUGCUUUAAUGGCACUGGUUCUCAUAAAGGUGCACAGAAUGUACCGUGGCGGCGGGGGUAGUUUGGAGCGCGCCCAGGAGGAGUGGAGCACCGGGUUGUGGAAGAGUGCACCCGUGAGGGAAGCAGGGUUUAACGCUGUUGCUCAGACGGCCCAAGGCCCGAGCUUGCCCCAGUACCCUGCCGCAGUGCCGAGCUAUCCCGACAACAGUCACUGGUGAUAGCAGAGAGUGGCCUCUAGGUGGAGACAGAUAGCUGGCCAUUUCUGUGGUGCACAAGAAAGCACUUCAAAGUGCCAUCAUUUCACCCUUAGUGACAAAAUUCAUAGAUGUAUUUUUUGAAUGAGAGGACAGGAUUGCUAUUAAAAGUUUUAUCAAAGAGUUUUGUCACCAAAGCUCAUUAAAGCCCUACCCUUGUACGGCAGGGCUAUCUUCAAAAAUAUACCAUUCCAUUUCAACUUUGUUUACACAUAGUUUAUUCAAAUGAAUGAGAAUGAAAUACAUUUUUAUGCUCACCAGAAAUUUGCAGAGGAAAAUGCAUACAGUCUAGCAAAUAUGCAAUUGGGUACUGAAAAAGAGUCUGGACUGUUUCUGGAUAGCAGUAUGUGAGGGACGUGUGCCUUAUGGACCUUUAUGAUAGCAUUGUUUUGUGUUGGCUGACUGCAUGCUAGAAAUCGUAGUAUGCCGAAGAAGUGUUUUUUCUUUUGCAACAAGAGAAUGUCUGCAAGCUGCACGAUUUUUUUAUCUCUGUGUUAUAUGAAUUCUAGCAGGAGUUCAGUUUAUUUGUGAUACAUUGUGCUUUAUCCACUGUCUCCAUGCUUGCCUGCUUUGGCUGUGAUUUCUUGAAAUGCGCCUUAAUAUUACGUGCAGACUUUGCAUGUGAAAAAUAUCUUGCUUGACUUUCGCCUUAACAAGUGCUGCUUUUUUCUUUGUUAAACUGGACUGGUGCGUAAUCCUCCUCUGUGAUUUCUCACUGAGCAGUGAUGUGCCAAAACACUUGCCUCUUUCCAUUAGUUUGAUACUGAACGAGAGCCACACCCAAACUAGAUGUUGUUUUGUACUCUCAGUAUUUCUCAGUUUCUGUAUUUCCAAAGCUACACUGUUUGCUUUUAGUGGCCGGUGCCUUGCAGUGAAAGCACCUUAUCAGCUGCUGUCAAUGUUCCAGUCACUUUCACUUUCCCCCAGAUAGACUGAAUUUUUGUGUUUAGUGUUUGCACUGUGCUUGCAUGCAGCCUAUCGAAGGAAUGGGACUGAGCCGGAGUCUCUUAUGUCAAAUGAACUGGCCUCAUGUAACCAAUACAGAUAUAAACACAACUAAACUGGCUCAAAAUGACUGCAAAUGGAUCAGCAGUAAAGUGAAAUCUUGCAUGUAAAUGUAGUCACAGUCUCCUUAAAUGCAGUCUGAUAUUCCAAGUGUAAACUCAUUCACUGGCAAACCUUGGUAAAGAAUCUGAUUAAACCCGGUGAUUGUGCAUUUUUGUGUAGGUAGUACAAGAGUUGAAUCUUCUUUUAUCUUUGGCUCAAUGAUCUAGUCACAGCCUAAUUGAAAUGUGAGCACCGACUGGAAGUGAAAGGUGCCUGCUUCAUGGUUUGACAAUUUAUUUUUCUUUUCUUGUUACAAAAGUGUCCUUCAUGGCCAACUGCCAAAAUUAGUAUUUUCAUUUUUUUCUGUUUAUUUGAUAAGUGACAAAAUGAAACCGAUAUGUCAAAGCAACCUUUAAAUAUUGCAACAUUUCAAUAAAUAUUGGUAUUGCCA